Molecule: messenger RNA, 976 nt
Organism: Ictalurus punctatus (channel catfish)
Lineage: Eukaryota; Metazoa; Chordata; Actinopteri; Siluriformes; Ictaluridae
Gene: angptl8
Product: angiopoietin like 8
Exons: 3
Coding region: 78-674 (198 amino acids)
Biological process (GO): triglyceride homeostasis; regulation of lipid metabolic process
Source: RefSeq, a predicted model, not a curated record
GCACCAUUAACCACCUGAAGGCACACACGACGAGUGAACGAGUGCCGAUCUCACAUCCACAUCUAAUACGCCUUCCAAUGGAGCCACGCACCAUGUUACCCAACUUCAGCACAUGGGUGUGUCUGUGCAUGUGGGUCUGCGGGGUGUCUUCCUCACCCGCGAUGCCACGGACUGAGGCAAAGGUAGAGCUAGUGCACGACGCGAAUGUGCUGAUGUACGGGGUGCUGCAAUUCAGCGAGUCACUGCACCACGUGCACCAGAACACCGAGGCCAAGCUGGCGCGCAUCACCCGGGCCAUCACAGACACCGAGAGCCUUGUGCAGCGUCUGAGUCAGGACACUGAACAGAGCAUCCGCUCUGAGCGCCAGAUCAAAGACAGGCUCGGCGUCAUCCAGGCCGAGACGACUGCACUACAAACCCAGGCUCAACAAACCAGAGGACUAGUCUACAAGGUGGAGCAAGGAGAUGCGGCGCUCAAGCAAAAACUGACCAAUCUGGAGGAAACCUUGAAAAGAUUCACCCCUGUCAGGAUCAGAGCACUGAAGGAGAUCAGCCAGAAGCACAGCACCCUUCUGCAGAACCUGGUGAACUGGACUGAGAUACAGAAACAGCAGCUGGAGCACCAGGACCAGCAGCUGGCAGAGUUACACAGACGGACAAGCAGGAGCACCUAAGCUUCCGUUCCACGGCUCACGAGCGAUCGGAGACCUCUGUUCUUUUCAGUACAUGAACAAUUCUCUCUCAAGCCUGGUUCCGGCACGUGUCGCGCUUGAAAAGCGAUCAGCAGGAACUAUGGUCUUUACGAACACUCCCAAGGUGGAAACCAAAACACAUACCUUCAUACAUACAAGACAUGCUCUUUCAUGAACGAAAUCUGAGGAUGCCAUUGUGAUGUACUUAAUAUUCUAUAUUAUUAUUAUUAUAAUCAUUUUUUAUACUUUAUAAUAAAAGCAACCUUAAAAUGUUUUCAAACAAA